Messenger RNA from Aspergillus ochraceoroseus IBT 24754, 1295 nucleotides. Its product is annotated as putative DnaJ domain protein Psi. NCBI's taxonomy places the organism in Eukaryota, Fungi, Ascomycota, Eurotiomycetes, Eurotiales, Aspergillaceae. The record is from RefSeq and is a predicted model, not a curated record. Gene Ontology annotation, cellular component: cytosol. Gene Ontology annotation, molecular function: protein-folding chaperone binding. The transcript has 3 exons. Gene Ontology annotation, biological process: translational initiation. The coding region runs from base 34 to 1155 and encodes 373 amino acids.
UCUUUUUCUUCUUUCUCCACCAUUCCCGCCAAAAUGGUCGCAGAGACAAAGCUAUACGAUGCCCUGGGGAUCAAGCCGGAUGCCUCGCAGGAUGACAUCAAGAAGGCAUACCGCAAGUCGGCGUUGAAGUAUCACCCAGACAAGAACAAGAACGACCCAAACGCCGCCGAGAAAUUCAAAGAUGUGUCCCAAGCAUACGAAGUCCUCUCAGACCCUGAGAAACGUAAAGUCUAUGAUCAGUUCGGCCUCGAAUAUCUCCUCCGUGGUGGCCCCCCGCCCCCGUCUGCGGGCGGUCCCGGCGCCGGCGCCGGCGCCUCGCCCUUCGAAGGUGGCAUGCCCGGCGGCUUUGGCGGCAUGCCCGCGGGAGGCGGCGGGACACGCACCUUCCAUUUCUCGACUGGGCCUGGCGGCGCCGGUGGGUUCCAGUUCAGCUCUGCGGACGAUAUUUUCCGGAACUUCGCCAAGUCGAGUGGCGCCGGCGGCGGCCUGGACGAAGCCGAUAUCUUCUCGAUGCUGGGCGGCGGGUUGGGCGGUGGUUUGGGAGGCGCUGCUGGGCCUAGGUUCCGCACCAGUCGCGGACCAGGCGGGUUCCAGCAGUCUCCGCGGGCUCCGACGCCAGAGCCGACGAUUAUGGAGAAGCAGCUGCCACUCACGCUGGAGGAGCUUAUGCGGGGUACGACGAAGAAAGUUACCGUGAAGAGCAAGGCGUUUGAUGCGAGCGGCAAACGGACCGUUCAGGAUGUUACGUUGGAAGCGACUAUUAAGCCUGGUCUGCGGACUGGAUCCAAGUUUAAAUACCGCGGCGUCGGUGAUCAGGAGGAAGGCGGGCGACAGGAUGUGCAUCUCAUUGUGACAGAGAAAGAACACCCCAACUUCAAACGACAAGGCGACCAUCUCAUCACAACAGUGGAACUCAGUCUCAAAGAAGCUCUGACCGGCUGGGAGCGGAUCGUGCGUACCAUCGACGGCAAAUCGAUCCGUGUCUCCAAGCCUGGUCCAACAUCCCCGGGAUACGAAGAGCGAUUCCCGGGACUUGGAAUGACCAUCUCGAAGAAGCCCAGUGAGCGGGGCGAUCUUAUCGUCCGUGUCAAUGUCAGAUUCCCUGCGACGCUGUCUGCUUCUCAGAAAGAGACUCUGAAGAGCGUGCUCCCGUAACUUUUUUUCUUCUUCUUUCUUUCAUUGGGAAUUCAUCCUAGCAUUUUUGGCGUUGGGCGCGAGCACGGUUGAUUCGCGAAUUGUUUAUGAUGAGAUGAUUCUGCAUACUUUCUCCAUACUUAACUAGCAUGUUUAGUUCU